Molecule: messenger RNA, 1893 nt
Organism: Didymodactylos carnosus
Lineage: Eukaryota; Metazoa; Rotifera; Eurotatoria; Philodinida; Philodinidae
Source: the annotation of a GenBank genome assembly
UCAUGAUCAACAUCAAUGUGAUCCAACAGUUCUGCAUAAUCUAAUAAAAUAUCAUCAUAUCUUGUAUUUUUUUGGUUAAUUUUUCAAUAAAACCUUUGAAAAUUACAUGUGUUUUACACAAUAUUGUAGUGACAUGACAAUAUGAUUCCAAUGCAUUAAUAUCAAAGAUUAUAUUGAAAAAUUAACAAAAAAUACAAGAUAUGAUGAUAUUUUAUUAGAUUAUGCAGAACUGUUGGAUCACAUUGAUGUUGAUCAUGAAAAUAUUCAUGAUGAUGAUGAUGCAAAUGAUGACACGGAAGAAUCUGACAAUCGAGAAGGCGAUAUUUCUAAUGAUACAUUUCAGCGAAUUGAAAAUAUAAAGAAAAGAACAAUGUCAAAUCAAUCAAAACGUAGAACUCCAGAUACACUGCUAGUUAAUCAUAUAUUGAUCUCAUUCGAGUCAACGAACUGUGACCAAGCGAUCUGGAUUGCCGUUAGAAUAGGUCAAAAAUUAACGAUGGUGCGUACACUAUCAAUUCUAAUAUUUUUACUACUACUAUGCUACAAACAUUUGGUUUUGAGUUAUAAUCCAAUUCCAACUGGUGCUGUUAUUAUAACAACAAAUUCGACAAUAUUUGUUUUACGACCUAUUGAAUACAACGGCACUGAUAUGUUAACACCUGUCUUUACGACUAAUGGUUCAUAUCUAAUUGUAAAUACUGUAUUUGAUUCAUCGGCACGAUAUUUAUAUAUUCUCUAUGUGCAGAAUGAUAUAUACUAUAUCGGACAACUCGUCGGGUAUCAACAAAUAUCCAAUAUUUAUGUAUUAGCCUAUUCGUGGCUUAAUAAUAACAUCUCGUCAUUUACAUCUGAUAUAAAUAAUCGUCGAAUAUUUGCUGCAAGUACAAAUGAUAUUUAUGUAUUUUCUAUGGGUGGUUUGAUGUAUUCGAAUGUGGGAACAGAUUUUAAAACUUUACAAUCAAUUUAUUAUGAUUCGAAUGAUAACCGUUUCUAUGUAUUAACAUCAACAACAAUUUCCACUUGUUAUCAAUCUGGUGUGAAUAAUACAUUGACCUGUCCAUGCAGUAUUAGUUUGAGUUCAAAUUUUCGUUAUGUCACAGCUGAUCCAAAUAAUAAUGCUAUCAUAUAUUUAGUACAAGAACCAAAUAGACUUAAUACAGCAAGUAUUAAUGCCGCUGGUUGUCCUUUAGUACUUCUAUCGGAAUCAACCGUUGAUCAAUAUUCUAUCAGCUAUAUAGCGGUUGAUGGUAAUAACAUCUUUAGUGUCGCUAGUACAUCUCAAAUGGAAACUUAUACAACAUUGCUUAUCGGUAGUUUUUCAUCGCCAGCAAAAAGAAACGUAUCAGUUGAUCAAAUUAUUCUUGCAAUACAAUUAUCUCCACCUCUACAACAAACAGUACAAACUGUUGAAGAAUGUUUUCGUGGUAUUACUUAUUAUGAUUAUCGAGUAGCUGUCUGUUUAGCAGCAAUAUUUGGUACCAUAAUGGGCAUUCUAUUAUGUUUUAAUUCAUUAUUUCUUAUUGAUACACUAAUGACAAAGAGAAUAAUUCGAGAUUUGAAAAAACAAAUACCAAAAGAUCUUGUUGAAGAUAGAUGGAAUAAAUUAGUGGAAGAAAAAUAUGCUAAAGUAGCAUUAGAACUUCAUCGAAAUAAACAAGCAAAUAUACCACCACCAAAGCCAAGAUUUGAAGAUAAAGAUAAUAAUGCUGAGAGUGGUGGUGGUGAUAAAUCACGCCUUUCAGUUUCAAAUGUUACAAAUUAUAUUCGACGAAAAAGUGGAGAUUUGAUUGGACGACGUAAAUCACGAGAUCAAUCGAUUCAACCACCGCAAACAACAAUUCAUGAAACUGGUAAUGAAGAUUCAGAAUAUAAAAUGAAAUAUAAUUUAAGUCA